This is a messenger RNA of Annulohypoxylon maeteangense, 1937 nucleotides long. RefSeq names its product MFS general substrate transporter. Gene Ontology annotation, biological process: transmembrane transport. The coding region runs from base 96 to 1589 and encodes 497 amino acids. Gene Ontology annotation, molecular function: transmembrane transporter activity. NCBI's taxonomy places the organism in Eukaryota, Fungi, Ascomycota, Sordariomycetes, Xylariales, Hypoxylaceae. The transcript is spliced from 2 exons. The record is from RefSeq and is a predicted model, not a curated record.
UUUCGCAAUCGGGGUCGCAGUUCUUUCUUGCUGACCGUUUAUCGCGCCGUAGCAUAUUCCUGUGCUCGUUCGCGAAUACCCUACAAUACCAGAUCAUGUCGAACCUGACGCCGUUCGUCGUCAGCGAAUUUAGCGCUCAUUCUUUAAUACCGACGAUCGGGAUAGUGGCAUCUAUAAUGAGUGGUAUCUUCAAGUUGCCGAUAGCCAAGAUGAUCGAUUCCUGGGGCCGUCCGCAGGGUCUCGCAGUUAUGAUCGCGCUUGCGACGUUCGGCCUCGUGCUAAUGGCCGCUUGCCAGGAUGUCCAGACUUACGCCGCGGCCGAGGUCAUCUACCAAACUGGAAUCAGCGGCUUCACCUACGUCCUCGAUAUUAUUAUCGCCGAUACUUCGUCUUUGAGGGAUCGGACUCUCGCGUUUGCAUUUAAUUCUUCUCCGACUCUGAUCACGACUUUUGUUGGUCCCAUCAUCGCCAAGGCGUUCCUGGACGGGAGUACUUGGAGAUGGGCAUUCGGUUUCUCCGCGACACUUUUUGUCGUGCUUUCGUUGCCGAUACUUUCCAUCCUCGCCGUUAAUGCUCGUAAAGCGAGAAAACUCGGUCUUCUUGCCGAUUCUCCAAGUAGACCAUGGACUCUUUCGAGAUUGCGACAAGCGUUGAUUGAUUUUGACGCUGUGGGGAUGUUUCUCGCCGCCGCCGGUUUGACUUUGAUUCUGGUGCCAUUUUCGCUGCACGGUGCUGAAGCCUCGUUUAACAGCUCGGUUGCUAUCACUCCUAUAUUCGGCGUCCUCUUCUUGAUCACAUUCGGUGUCCACGAACGCAAGACAAAGCGACCGUUUAUAAGAUUUUCGCUCCUUUGCUCGAGGAAUGUAGCAGGGUCUGCUUUGCUGUCCAUCACAAUCUUCAUCGCUUAUUUCGCAUGGGAUGGGUACUAUACGUCGUACCUACAAGUUGUGCAUAACUUGAACGUCGCCCAAGCUGGAUAUGUUGGCCACAUCUACGGCCUCGGUUCGUGCAUCUGGUCCGUGGCUGUUGGAUACCUGAUUAGACGAUCGGACAGAUUCAAGUGGCUCGCCUUAUCUGCUCUUCCGGUACAUUUAGUUGGCGGCGCGUUGAUGAUUGUCUUCCGAACACCCGAGACCCAUAUUGCAUGGGUUAUCAUGUGUCAGAUUAUGAUCACUGUUGGCGGCAGCACUCUCGUUAUGUGUGAACAGAUAGCCGUGCAGGCCGUCGCGAGCCACGCAGAGCUGGCCUCUGUCAUGGCUAUCCUAGGGCUCGCUUACUAUAUCGGCUCAGCUAUAGGUAACUCGCUUAGCGGUGCGAUUUGGAACACGACACUCCCACGAAUCCUCGCCGAGCAGUUGCCCCAAUUAUCGCCUGAAGAACUGGUCCAUCUCGGGCAAGAUUUAAAGGAGCAACUAAGCCAUCCCUUGGGUUCGGCGACCCGGAAUGCUAUUAUCUUCGCGUACGGCGAAGCGCAAAGACGGAUGUGCAUUACGGGGACGAUUAUAUCCCUUUUUGAGAUAUUUGCAGUGAGUAUAUGGAGGGACGUCAGAGUAAGCCAGUCCAAGCAGGUUAAAGGGACUGUGCUGUGAUGAUUUAUGACGUAUCGUAUAGAAUUGCGUUUCUUGGCGUACAUUACAUUAGAGAUACACAUCUAUGCUUAUGCUUACGACGGCGUAACGUAACGCUGGCAUUUGUUUUGAUAGGAUACACGAUUUUUGAAGUAUCGUGAAGUUUUUUUUCGGAAUGCUCAAAUUUCUACAAAACCGCAACAGAGCUAAUCACAUAGAAUUAUGCAUCAUGUAUAAUAUCAAUCUGAACACGAUUCGAGUUAGAAACAUAAAAUUUAGUCACUGCACUAGCUUGGACUAACUAUGCUAAUUAAGUAAUUAUAUCGGUGGGUACAUCGGGAAGGAAAUACACUGCAGAGUAUCUGGAAG